This is a messenger RNA of Dichomitus squalens LYAD-421 SS1, 783 nucleotides long. RefSeq lists its product as uncharacterized. The record is from RefSeq and is a predicted model, not a curated record. The coding region runs from base 1 to 783 and encodes 260 amino acids. The transcript is spliced from 4 exons. Lineage: Eukaryota; Fungi; Basidiomycota; Agaricomycetes; Polyporales; Polyporaceae.
AUGACAGACCUUUCCGCGUUCAACGUCCAGAACUUCGCCAAUGGUGAACGGAACAUGCGCAUCAUCGUCUCCGACCCUCCCAUCGCCAACGUUGCCUCCCUACCCUCGUCUCCUGCCACGCCCGAGCCCGACCCGAUUGGCCAAACGCUCACCGAAGCCGUCAUCGCGAUCCUCUUCUACCCCGCGAACUCGGUCAACCCUGGGCAGCAGCCCGCGGGCGGAGCGGACUUCUACGCUGCCCCGCUGGACCUGAGCGCGGCGAGGAACGUGUCGCUCGAAUAUAGCGUGUUCUUCCCGUCGGACUUUGACUGGGUCGAGGCGGGGAAGUUGCCGGGGAUGUAUGGAGGCCAUGAUGGGUGUUCGGGCGGGGACGACGCGAUCAACUGUUUCAGCACGAGGCUGAUGUGGAGAGGGGGCGGAUUGGGGGAGCUCUAUCUGUACGCACCCAAGGACAGGCAGACCCCCGCGCUGUGCGCGACUCCCCCCGAGUCCGUCUGCGAUGCCGACUACGGUUUGUCGAUCGGGCGCGGGUCGUUCAAGUUCGCUGCGGGUAACUGGACGCACGUCAAGCAGACCGUCGUGUUGAACACCCCUGGACAGCAGGAUGGUGCCUUCGCGCUGGACGUGAACGGCGUGCGUGUCAUCGAUAGGCACGACGUGUUCUACCUGUUGAUGCUGACGAUGGUCUGCAGCACGUUCUUUGGAGGGCACGAGCCGAGGUACGCGACUCCGAAGGACCAGUUCACUUGGUUCAAGGAUUUUGCGAUGUCUGUAAACGGUUGA